GUAGAAUAACCUUACUGUUACAUUCACUUUAAUAUGCUGACACGACACAAGCGGAGUAACAGCUGUUAUAACCAAGAAAAAAACGUAAACAAAUUUUAGUAAAACUAUUAAAGUUUUAUAUUAUGGAGGAACAGGAUAUUCCUAUCGAUAUUAAUAUUGGAAAAUUAUUAGAAUGGUUAAUAAAUAAAAGACAUUGCUCUAAGGACUGGCAUGUAAAAGUUUUAACUAUCAGAGAAAAAAUUAACAAUGCAAUACAAGAUAUGCCUGUUCACGAGGAAAUUGCAAAAUUACUAUCUGGUUCACAUAUAAAUUAUUUUCAUUGUUUGAAAAUAGUAGAAAUAUUGAAAGAAACUGAAGCUGAUACAAAAAAUGUAUUUGGCAGGUAUGGCUCACAAAGAAUGAAAGAUUGGCAAGAAAUAUUACGAUUAUAUGAAAAAGACAAUUUGUAUCUUGCAGAAGUUUCUCAGAUACUUAUAAGAAAUGUUAAUUAUGAAAUUCCAAGUACUAAAAAACAAAUUCAAAAAUUGGAACAAAUACAAGCUGACUUUGAAAAAAGAGAGGCAGACCAUAAAAAAUCAGAAAAUGCAGUUAGGUCGGAAUUUAACUCUCUUUGUAAGCAGCUAGGUAUUACUGGAAAACAAAUUAAACGGGAAUUAUCUGAAAAAGUAAAAGAACUUCCAGAAAUUUAUGAAAAAAUUGCUGAAAAGAUUAAAUCAUUAGAAAAAGUUGUAGAAUUCUAUUGUGGUUUUGUUAAUUAUACUCUUGGUAGACAGUAUGAUGAUGGUUGUGUUCCUAUGAUACAAUACAUAGUUGAUAAAGGAAAUACUACUACAUAUGAAUGGAUUUAUGGCGAAGCUCCAUUAUCGGUUAUUGAACCACCUUUAAAUAUAAGCUUAGAUAAUGAUGAUCUGGAGAAGAAGAAAGUCGAAGAUAUUGAUAACAUUGGAAUUGAUUUUGGAGAAAUUGAUAUAAAUGGCGGCAUAAAGUUAGGCGAUGUUACUUUAGAAGCUGGGGGUGAAAUUGAUUGGGGUGAUGGAAAUGUAGAAGAAGCUGUACUUGGAGAUAUUGAUUAUAAUAUUUCUUUAGAAGAAUCUGGUAUAGUCGUAGAAGCAGUUGGUCAUGAAGGUGGAAUUGCUACUGGUACUGAAGCGUACACAGUCCUUGAUAAUCCAUCUACUAGAAAUGAUUUUAUUAACCAGUUGUUUGAGCUGGAAGCAUUUCUUAAAUUACGUUUAUAUGAAUUCAAAGGUGACGUUAGUGUAAAUUUCUUAAGCUUCAGUCAAUUACAAGAUUCAUCUUCUAUUGUACAAAAUUCUACAUUAGAAAAUAGUCAGAAUAUGUUAGAUAACGUUCAAGUUGUCUUAUCUGAAAUUUUGGAUACUAAAGUUCAGCACUUACAUAACAUAAAACAUUCUGCGAGAUAUGUAGAUGUCUUAACUUUAUCGUUAAAACAAAAAUUAAGUUUAAUUGAUAAAAUGAUAGCUUUACAAAAAUCUGUGAGAGAGAAACGAGAAAAGUGUGCACAAGAAGUUACUAUUGUUCGACCUCUUCUUCAACUUCUUAUACAAAGAACAAAAGAAAUACAAGUCGAGAUUGAAAAAGAUAUCUCAAAAAAAUAUAAAAACAGAGUUGUACAUUUAAUGGGAGCUAUAAAUAUGUUGUAAAUGACUAAAAACAAGGAGAAUAUAUCUACUGUAAAUAAGAUUUUAUUGCAGAAUAUAUAAUACCAUAUACUAUGUAAACAAAUUUCCUGUAUGCCUUUUUUACAUUUUAAUGAAUACUUACUCCUUUAAUAAAGUAAUAGGGAUAAAAUGAAAGAAGACUGUUCCGACGUAUUAGGUUUUCUCAAAAAUUCCUUUCGUUUUAUAAGGAAAUAAUAGAUGCAUAACAUUUUUUGUUUUAUAUUAUUUUAUUGAAUUAUGUAUGAUCUAUUUUGUUCUACUACUACGAAAUUUGUUCUAUUACUGCAAAGUAGAUUAUACAUAAUUCAAUAAAAUAAUAUAAAAAAAAGAAUAUCGUACUUCUAUUAUUUCUAUAUAGAAUGAAAGAAACUUUUGGGGCAACUUAAUAUAUUGUCUUGUUGAUUUCUGAUAUUACAGAAAAAUUUGUACCUUUCAUAAUAAAUGUUACAAUACUUAUUAAAGUACACUUCUUAUCUUUGGUAUGAACACAAUAUUAUUAAAUUAUGAAUUAAUGUUCAA
Bombus pascuorum is the source of this 2201-nucleotide messenger RNA. Its product is annotated as CDK5 regulatory subunit-associated protein 3. Lineage: Eukaryota; Metazoa; Arthropoda; Insecta; Hymenoptera; Apidae. Gene Ontology annotation, biological process: regulation of mitotic cell cycle; regulation of cyclin-dependent protein serine/threonine kinase activity. The record is from RefSeq and is a predicted model, not a curated record. Gene Ontology annotation, cellular component: endomembrane system. The transcript has 9 exons. Bases 123 to 1664 code for a protein of 513 amino acids.